GAGGUUACAGUCAGGUGCAGCUCCCGGGGUUAGCAACGUCAGUGGCACUCCAACAAGGAGACAAGCUGGGGACUUGCAGAGGGGAGGUUAGACAGCCAGAGCACAGAGACUUUACAGCAAACUUUACACACGACAGCUGGGUUACACACAGAGAGGCUGCAACUGGAGCAAAGAAUCUACCUGGAGGAGACGGGAGUCUGUCUUCAAAACAGACAGGCAACUGGCAUGGACUGCAGACCACCAGGGAAUCUGGGCUGCUAACGUGUGGGACAGCCCCGCUCACGGUGGUUCACGUUUGAAUAUAAAUGAGAAUAGGAAUAAUUGCCAAGCUGCACAAUGGCAGCUGUUCCUGGUAAACUCCCCUGAACUGAGUGGUUGCAGCUUGGAAGCUGCAUUCCCACCCCUCCUGUGCAGAAGGGAGUGACUUGCUCAGGGUGAAACACUGUAUUUAACAACAGCAGAGAGAGAGAGAGAGAGAGAGAGAGAGAGAGAAAGAGAGAGAGAGAGAGGAGGGAAGUCGUGCUACCCUUUAAAUACCCGUUUUUAUGUGCAUUUGUAUUUUUAAAGACUUCCUUACCCUUUCUCGUACUGUGCUAGUGAAGGGACUUCUGUGGUUUUCAGUUCUGUUGCAGAAGCAGCUCUCCUCUGAGGAGGGAUGAUACAAGCAGGACAGAGCAGAAAGCACACCGCCGUGCCACCGACACAGAGGGGAAAGCAUUCCAGUAAAGUGAAGAGAACUGCAAGAGAAACAGCAAACCUCGGCACUGCUGCUGUCCUUCAGGGGGCUGGAAUAGGAUUUGAACAUUAUUGUUUGGGGAACAGAAAGAAGGAGCAGGCUUGUUUCUUUGUUUUAGCCACAUUCUGGCUGUGUAAAGGCACUGAUCAAUAAUUAUUUCUGAGUUUCUUUGCAGAAACCUUGGCACUGCUGUCUGGCUAAUCCCAGCUUCUCUCUGCUGACUUGCCUCACGCUGCUGCCAGUAGCCAAGCCUCUGCUCUCCCUCGGCACUCUGCAGAGCUCAGCUGCGUUCCAAUUGAAGCCUCUGCUGGCAACCCCAAGGGGUUCAGAGGUCAGCUCUGUGGGUCCGGAGGCGGCCCUUUCCAGCUGUGCCUCUAUUUGUGGGAUCUCGAUUGACGGGGAGAAUCGUUUCCGCAAGGGGCUUGGGAAAAAUCCGGAGCUGUGCACUGAUUUUUGGGAAAGGGGGUAGUGGUAAAAUAGCCUGCCAUCAGUCAGUUGCUGUGUUGGCUGAGCUGGGAGCGUGACUUCAAGUGACUGUCAUUGCUUCAGGAUCCCUACAACCGGACCAACUUCUAAACUUGUUCUUGUGCCCUCGCUGUUUCCCUGGUCUGUUCGGAGAAACAUGUGCUGGAACGGUGUGCUCCGAGGAGGGAGGCAGCAGUGGAGCUGUGGAAAGACCCUGCUGCUGGCUCAGGUGCUUCUUUUAUCCAGUGUGGGACUCCCUCUCACCUCUGCAUGGAGGCCCUCCCAGCCCAGACUACGCUUCACCUUUACAGAGCUGGUGCGCAAUGGCAGGAUGGUGCCUCUGCCCUUCAGUGCUGGGGAUUUGCACUCCAUCAUCGUUGACGAAGACAGCAGGAAGCUGUAUGCUGCCACCAAGGACCACCUGGUGUCCACGAAUCUGGACAACAUCAGCCAUGGGCUCAAGAAGCUCUACUGGCCAGCAACUUCUGACCGCAUUGAGGAGUGUAAGAUGGCAGGGAAAGAUCCAGAGCUGGACUGUGCCAAUUUCCUGCGGGUCCUUCACCUCUAUAACCAGACCCACCUGUAUGUGUGCGGGACGGGAGCCUUCCACCCGCGCUGUGCCUACAUCCACACUGCCCUCUUCGACCGGAGCGAGAGGCUGGUCCUGGGCCCAGGGCAGACGGAGUGUGGAAAGGGGAAGUGCCCGUACGACCCGCGACAGAGGACAGCCACCGACAUGACCGAUGGAGAGCUCUACGCUGGUAUUUCCUCGGAUUUCAUGAGCAGGGACACAGCGUUCUUCCGGAGUCUGGGAGCCCGUCACGUGAUCCGCACAGAGCAGUAUGAUUCCAAGUGGCUGCAGGACCCCAAGUUCGUGAAGGUGGCGUCCGUCUCGGAGAGUGACAACCAGGAGGAUGACAAGGUGUACGUGUUCUUCACGGAGCGCGCUCAGGAGGCAGAGAGUGGCGGAGGCAAGGUGGUGUACUCACGCGUGGCACGCGUCUGCAAGAACGACAUCGGCGGGCAGCGCAGCCUGGUGAAUAAGUGGAGCACGUUUCUCAAAGCACGCCUGGUGUGCUCCAUCCCUGGGGCAGAGGGGAUCCAGACGCACUUCGACGAGCUCCAGGAUGUCUUCAUUCUCCACGGGAAAAACAAGAAGAACCCAUUGAUCUACGGGCUUUUCACAACAUCCAGCAACGUGCUGAACGGCUCGGCGGUGUGUGUGUAUAAAAUGGAGGACAUCGUGACAGCGUUUAAAGGGCAUUUCUCACACAAGGAGGGUCCGGAGUACAAGUGGGUGGAGUACACUGGCAGAGUGCCCUUCCCACGGCCUGGCACAUGCCCCAGCAGUACAUACGGGAACUACAGGUCGACUCGCGAAUACCCAGACGAUGUCAUCUUCUUCAGCCGCACGCAUCCGCUGAUGUUUGAUGCUGUGUACCCUGUGAAUCGACGCCCUCUGCUGGUCAGGAUAGGGGUGGACUACAAGUUCUCCAGGCUGACUGUGGACCGCGUGGAGGCCAUGGACGGGCAGUAUGACAUCAUGUUCAUAGGAACAGAUACGGGCGUGGUGCUGAAAUCCAUCUAUCUGACAAAAGGACUCCAGGAAGCUCAGGAGAUCACCCUGGAGGAACUGGAGGUCUUCCAGGACAAAUCUGCAAUCACUUCGAUGGCUCUGUCCCAGAAAAGGCAGUGGCUGUACGUGGGUUCACGGGGAGGGCUGGCCCAGCUAUCUCUAUACCAGUGUGAGCUGUAUGGGAAGGCAUGUGCAGAGUGCUGCCUGGCUCGGGACCCCUACUGCACCUGGGACGGGACGUCCUGCAGCCCCUUCAUCCCCAUUGCCCGCAGACGGAACGCCAGACAGGCUGGAGGGAGUGGAAACCCGCUGGUCCAAUGCUACAGCCAAGGAGCUGCCAUGCAGGUGAAGCCGGAGGAGAAGGUGAUGCUGGUGGCAGAGGGAAACGGCACCUUCCUGGAGUGUCUGCCGAAAUCACGGCACGCCAUGGUCACCUGGCUGCGCAAGGGCAACCAGACCAACCAGGAGCUGGAGAAGGUGACGGCAGGAGAGCAGCUAAUCCUGAUUGAACAGGGGAUUCUGAUCCGCCGGGCUGAACCAGCUCACUCCGGAACCUAUUACUGCCAGCUGGAGGAGCACGGCUUCCGCUGGACCGCCCUGAGGGUGCAGCUGACCGUGAUGAGCCCCGAGCGAGAGGGGGGCGCCUGGGAGCACCCCCCCGCCCCCAUGAGCCACGGACAGCAGCCCUGGUACCGGGACAUCAUGACCCUCAUCAACUACCCCUCCAAGAUGGAUGACUACUGCGAGCAGGUGUGGCGCAGGGAGACCAAGAAGAGAAAGAAGGAUAAGACCCGCCCCGGGUCCAUCAGAGGGAGCAGCAAUGAAAAGCUGAAGUCAGGGUCGCCGGGAGGGAGGAAGAACAGAAGCAAACUGCAGCCCAAGUCCCUGAGAUCUCCCCGCAGCACCUAGCAGCGUCAGCGCCGGUGUGAACGCCAGUCACGCUGCCUCUUGAUAUUCAGCAAUUCAAAAAAACAUUCUCCCGCUGCAAAAACACACUUCUCCAGGAGACAGCAAUGGCACACAGUACACAGACUGCUUUAGAAGUAAGGGGGCCAUUUAUUUACUCCCCGCCUUUUACUUUUUAAUUUAUUUUGUAACGUUUUUUAUUGGUAUUGUUUUAACGAGACCGCCACUUUGUGUCAUCCAGUGGCUGAUCAGUACAGGGUGGACUGACAUGGAUUCAGCCCGCUUCAGCUGCCUCUCUCAAUAAGGGGUUAAGAGAAAGCUUGCAUUAGUAUCACAUUUGAAAUGUGUCAGUGUCUCCCAACACAAGGAGAGCAGCCAUUGCUUUUGGUUGCUGGGGCUGUGCUGUAUUGUGUCUGGGGGUUGCACCUGGUAGAAGCAUGGUAGAAGAAUAGACAAGUGUAGAGAAGCAUGGUGAAGUGUGGUAGAGCAUUGGUACAACACAUGAUGAAGAAGCUAGAUGGAGAACGUAUCAAAGUUCUCGAUGAACACAGUGACAAAUUAUAUAUAUAUAUAUAUAUAUAUAUAUAUAUAUAUAUAUAUAUAUAUAUAUAUAUAUAUAUGCAGUAAGGAUCAGUUAUCAGUUAAAUUAUUGGUUGGGGUAGUUUUUGGCUAGUUGUAUUCCCUUAGCAAUUAUCUUAUUUGCUUUUUGCACUUCCUUCACAAUAGAACUGUAUGUUUGUUUUAGUGUUGCUACACAUUAAGUAUGAGUUGAUUUGCAAAUACUUUAAGAAUUAGAUCAGAUUGUAUUUACCCAGGUACCACACAUGCCUGUGACAGAACAACAUUCUGGAAUUAAAGAGAAAUCUGGAAGACAUUUGGCCUCGCAAUCCAUGACAGUAAAGCGAUGUUGAUAUGUUUAGUUAUUAUUGUAAAUAUUAUACUUCUUACCCCAUUCAUAUGCUAGAUUUGAUUACAUCUGAUGUUAAAUUAUAAAAGAUUUGUGCUAUAAUCUAUUUUUCUUAUGCAAUUGCUUAUUCAUUUUAGGGUUUUGUUUUUCAGGAAUGUUAUCAUAGAAUCUCUGAUGUCAGUUCUGCUCAUUUCAAUUCUACUGUCUGUUCAUGCCACUGGCAGUUUGGCUGUAAGGGGUACAGUUAUCAUUAGCAAAGCAGUUUUAUAGAUGCUGAACUGGAAUCAUUCCUCAUGCUACUCAAUCACAUGCAAGACAACAAUAAAGCUGAAAAGCUGACAAUCACUUAGCCCAAUGUGAUCUUCAGGAUACUCCUUACACCAACUCCUAAUGUAAAAAGCUUACUGUAGCAGCUUAAAGCACAGCACAGCCAAACACAUUAAACAACAGAACAGAAAAUACAAAGUUAUAAGCAUGGGAGCUUUAAACAUUUGCACUAUAAAGAUUUGGAAAGGCAUAUGAAUAGAACAGAGUUCUAUAAAAGAUACUGGAAUUCUGCAGCAAGUCAAUAAAGCUGCUAUACUGUGGAAGGGGCAGCAUUAUAAAAACUGUAAUAAUAAAUAAGAGGUUGUGUCACUGCUGAAGGUAGAAGGUAACCCAGGCUUGCACAGUAUUGUCUGUUAGGGGAUGCAUUAAUUACCAGCAGAUUUACAUCCCAACUGGUGUCCAAUUCUCAGUCCCCCUCCCCCAGUUAUAAUAGCAUUAACACAACAUGGUUUAAAUCACUGCACUCUACCCCAGAUUUGACUUGUGCCCGCCAGUCCAAGGUAGCACUAAUCAGGCUUUGUGGAGAUGCGAGCACUGUGAGUAAUCCACAGCUCUGAUCUGGAAUCCAUGUAGUAACAGUAAACAGGGCUCCCUGAAGAAAGCAGGCCAGCAGAUCAAAGGGUUCCUCCCAGCCCGCCGCUCCCACAUAGGAAGAGGCUUGGGUUCAGAGCAGAUGCUCUCUUGAUUUGAUGCGGUGGCUGAGUGGCAAGGUGCCUGGAACCGCAGAACAGUGGGACUGGGUGGCAGCAAACCCGGAGAAAAUCAAUCAAGGCUGGAUUAGAAAGCGAGCGCGCUUGCCUUUGAAGUGGGGAGCUGCUCAGCUGGCUGCAAUGUGUUCUGGGAGUUUCAUCCAAGAGGCACAUUUUCUGCAGCUUACAACUUGCUUCAAGUUGCUUUGUAUUAAAUGGGGGUAUUGUAAAGUCAGCAUGCAGCUUUUUUAAUGCUAACCGAUUAUGAAGGAUGCCAACCGACCAAGGCUCGCUGCUUGUCCCUAUGAACAUGAUGCCUUUCAGGUUCGCUUGACAAGGGAACCCUUCCUUGAGUCUAAUGAGGGUCCACAGUAAAAUCACUCCAAGGCUUUACCCGCAGUGGCAGCAGCCCUGGAUUAAAUCAGAAUGACCGAGCAAUUUCUUACAGUUACAUAAUAGUGCAGUUAUUAUAAACAAUCACGUUGCAUCAAGUUUCUGAAUGACCUCCAUUUCAGGCAGCUUUUCUCCCAUUACCCUGUCCACUGCUUUUCUUAAACUGCUGUCCCAGUCGAUUAUACGGGCUGGUGAGACUUCAUGAGUUGCAUUAGCAGUUGACUCAUUGUUUAAGAAUCCGGUGAGGUCAGGGGAAAAGCCUGGCUGCCUGUCAACCUGCCACCCCCAAGUCCAGCCACUCACACUGGGAUUCCUCUUGGCGUAUUGCACUGCUCAUGAGUUCCAGGCAGCUCGAGGUUCUCUGGUAACAACAGCAUAGUCUGAAUCCAAACCCUCACAAGGACAGAGGUGCGGCGAUCCUUUCCAGACCUCUACAGUAGACUGCAUCCCUUCCCGCUGUUUAUUUUUGUCGGCUUAAGUCAUUUUUCCUUUGAGGAGGCUUUAAGGUGUUUCAGAAAAUGAAGGGUCUUGAUCAAAAACACAGAUCCUACCUGAGUACAUAGGAUUAUACUUUUGUACUUUGGAAUACACAGCAGGAUAAGCCACGCUGGUCCACGUGCAAGUUGUACAACAAAAAGUCAUCUGUAUAUCUGAAUAUUUAUAUAAAGUACACAAGCUAUCAGGACCAUGAAGGUCUCUUCUUCAGUUGAGAAGUAGAAACUGAAGAAGUAGAAACUGAAGUUUCUACAAAUUUCCUCCCAGCAUCAGAAAGACAAUCAAAGACUGAACUGGCCUCUGUGAUGAACUUUCUUACCUUACAGUUUUCACUUCUCUGCUGAAUUCCUGAAUUAGUGGCCUCUGUGGUCUUGGAAGCAAAUGUAUUUUAUAAACCCUACAGUGCUGAGUAGGUGGGAAGCGACACACUAAUAUCACAAUACGAUACAUGUCACGAUAUGCAUCACGAUACAUGUGACGGUCUGAUGGGUUACUUACAUGCAUAAUAAAAUCAAAUGUUCAUUUAAUGAUGGACUAUUUUGUCAAAAGACAAAAAUGUAUUGAGUUAAGAAGAAUGUGUAUUCAUUGCAACUACAGUAUAAAACACACUUCUUCAUUCAAUAAACAUUUGGGCAAUAAGCUACAAUACAUACCUGUACAUACCUGUACUGCGAUACGAUAUGUCAUGCAUUGAUUGUCACGCCCCUAGUGCAUUAAUGUUUGAAGCAUUAUAGCUAGCAAUGUGGAGUUUGAAGAAUGUAUUGAUAGGUUUCACAACACUUUGUGCAUGUUUAAACUGUGCUGCCAGGUGGUAUACUAAGGUAGAAACAGGAGCAUUCCUUUCAUAGAAGGGCCCAGUGAUAGCGAAUCUAGUGUUGACAUUCUUUUAUUGUUACAAAAGAAGCAGAUGUUUGGAGAAUGACUAGCAAAGAGCACGUCUGCAAAGUGGAACUCCGGUGAUUCUCAGACAUUGCUUAACACGGAAUGCAUUUUCAGUACUAGUUAAAAUACGACGGAAAUAAUUUAAAACUACCAGUGCUACUGAAGCAGCCUGACCUCAUUUACAUCCUGUAGAUGUAAUUGACACAUCAUAAUAAUAUGAUAAUAAUAUGAAUAAUAGUAAUAUGUUCACAGCAUGGGUACGUCUAUUAAGUUAAUAUUUUGUGUAUUUAAUUUCUUUUUUUUUUGUAAUGUAAAUUGAUAUGGUUUUUGGAACUGUAUAUAUUUUGUAUGUCUGUUAUUUUGAAGGAUGCUGUUUGCUAACAGUUUGUUUGUUUUUACCCCCUUAUAAUAAAAUGCCUCCCUUUGCGCA
This is a messenger RNA of Polyodon spathula (Mississippi paddlefish), 7806 nucleotides long. Its product is annotated as semaphorin-3A-like. The transcript is spliced from 18 exons. The coding region runs from base 1359 to 3686 and encodes 775 amino acids. The record is from RefSeq and is a predicted model, not a curated record. Gene Ontology annotation, molecular function: neuropilin binding; chemorepellent activity; semaphorin receptor binding. NCBI's taxonomy places the organism in Eukaryota, Metazoa, Chordata, Actinopteri, Acipenseriformes, Polyodontidae. Gene Ontology annotation, biological process: motor neuron axon guidance; negative chemotaxis; neural crest cell migration.